This is a messenger RNA of Tachysurus fulvidraco (yellow catfish), 10173 nucleotides long. It is a transcript of the gene lmtk3, whose product is annotated as lemur tyrosine kinase 3. Gene Ontology annotation, molecular function: ATP binding; protein kinase activity. Bases 663 to 8723 code for a protein of 2686 amino acids. The record is from RefSeq and is a predicted model, not a curated record. Gene Ontology annotation, biological process: protein phosphorylation. The transcript has 17 exons. Lineage: Eukaryota; Metazoa; Chordata; Actinopteri; Siluriformes; Bagridae.
CAUACUUAUAAUCUGAAAUCGUAUUGCAGAGUAUGGAAGCUCAACGUUAUCCUUAAAUGAAAAAUGAAUCGGUGUCGUCGGAAUCGACUCAUGGAAUUUGGGGGAAUUUACAGCGGCGCGCGCGCGCUGCUUGUUCACUUAGAACAAAAUCCCUACAACGAGCACGCGCUGUUGUUUUAAACGGCACAAGGUCACGCGCACGUAUUAUUUUUAACACGUUUAUUGCCUUAUCAGGAUUAUUACAGACAAAACGUGUUAGUUACCCUGCAGCUUUGUUCGUUCUAUUUAAAUAUAUAUAUAUAUUAAUUUAUGUAUUCGUUUAUUUAUUAACAGGGUCUAUUGCAUCACGCGCGCGCUGAACGAUAACGGCUCUGUAGAUAAAUAGCGUGGUUAAUAGCAGAGGGUUUACGCGCUUACGCACGCACGCACUCACGCACGAGACAAGACGCGAGCGUCUCUAGACAGACGGCGGAUAACGGAAAAUAACAGACGCAACAAAACGUGAAGGCGUUUAAAUCAACGCGAAACAAGGAGACUGAGGAGUAACAGAGCUGAGAUUUAUUAUUAUUAUUGUGUUUAAUGUGAGAGCGUUAAAGAUGAAGGCGGACACGGUGAUGCUGAGGACCGUGUUGUCGUCAGGCUGAGAGCAGCACAAAAGGAACAUGCUAACUAAGAGCUGCUGGCUGAUGCUGCUAGCGGGGCUCAUGUCGGGCAUCUUCCCGGACACCGCUCAAGGAGCCCCGCAGCCACAAGUGUCUUUCUCGCGGGAUGUGUCUCUCUCUCCUCCAGCUUAUGUGGUCAUCCUGGUCUCCUGCUCGGGCCUCGUGACAUUCAUCCUUCUGCUCCUCACCUGUCUGUGCUGUAAGAGAGGAAGCGUCGGCUUUAACGAGUUUGAUAAUGCUGAUGGUGAAGAAUGUUCCAGUCCCGUUCCUGAGGACAGUGUGUCCUCCUGUGUGUCUCUGCCUGAGGUUUACACACUUCCCCUGCGUGACAGAGCAUGCUCAGUUCUGCCUAAUGGCACAGGCUCAGGUACACAGUGUUUUCGCAGACACACUCUCAACUACCUGCAGGAGAUUGGAAAUGGCUGGUUUGGGAAGGUGAUCUUAGCCGAGGUUCUGUGUGACUGCAGCCCCUCUCAGGUGGUGGUUAAAGAGCUGAAGGUCAGCGCGAGUCCUUUGGAGCAGCGCAAGUUCCUGGCCGAGGCCGAGCCGUACAGGAGUCUCCACCACCCCAACAUCCUGCAGUGUUUGGGUCAGUGCAGUGAGAGUAUUCCUUAUCUGCUGGUUAUGGAGUUCUGCCAACUGGGCGAUCUCAAGCGCUAUCUGAGAGCACAGCGGAAGUCGGACGGCAUGACCCCUGAUCUUUUGAAUUGCGACCUGUUGACCCUGCAGCGGAUGGCGUAUGAGAUUACGUCAGGGCUUUUACACCUUCAUGAGAACAACUACAUACACAGCGAUCUGGCACUGAGGAACUGCCUGCUUACCUCAGAUCUGACGGUCCGUAUCGGAGACUACGGCCUUUCACACAACCACUACAAGGAGGACUAUUAUUUAACACCGGAUAAGCUGUGGAUUCCUCUGCGCUGGAUCGCUCCAGAGCUGCUGGAGGAGUUUAGAGGAGAAUUAGUGGUUACAGACCAGACUAAAACCAGCAAUGUUUGGUCCUUAGGCGUGGUGAUUUGGGAGCUGUUUGAAUUCGGUGCACAGCCACAUCGCCACUUAAGUGAUGAAGAAGUUCUCACUUUUGUCAUUAAAGAGAGACAGAUUACAUUGGCUCAGCCCCGUCUCAAACUCUCCCAUGCUGACUACUGGUACGAGGUCAUGCAGUCCUGUUGGCUUCCGCCUCCCCAACGACCGACAGUCAACGAAAUCUUCAUCCUCCUUUCCUCUCUGUUGGCGGCGGAACAAGGAACGAGCAGGAGGAGUGUGGCAGAGGAUGAGGACGAGGACGAGUAUGAGGAAGCACACGGCCGACGGAGGAGAGGAGAAAGCGAAGAGUCUUUUGAAAGGCGAUGGGAUUCACUUCGUCCCAGCGCUUUCCAGUCAUCUGCCAGCGAAAGACAUAAAGAGAGAUGUUACAGCAGAGAGGACGGUAACUCCUUCCCUCUGUUGGACCCUGUGAAUUCAAUUCCUCCUUCAUCUCAUGAGCUUGACGACAUCCUGACAGUCACUGAGACUAGUAAAGGGUUGAAUUUUGAAUAUUUUUGGGAAAAAGCACACGGUAGAAGGGGUUAUAAACCACUUCCUCCUCCUCAGCCAAUACCAACGCCCAUCUCCAGUCAUAGGCAGUCUUUGGACACGCCCACAGUCGUGCCUGUGAUUAGUGCACGUAGCCCUUCAUUAGCCAGCGAGUACUACAUUCGCUUGGAGGAACACACUCCGCAGGACAAAUCCACCCAUUUUAAAGGGAAGUCGUCCACGAUACAAAAAGAUUCAACUAGUCCUGGCGAUUUGGAGUUAGUAGAAAUUCAUAGAGGGAUGCUUUGUAAGGGAAAGCCUACUUACCAAAACAACUCUGGACAAGGUUCCUCUCAGACACUCCAGACUGUGAAAUCCAGUGAAGUCCAAGUACUCGUACCAAACACGGGUCUGGUUGAGUUCACUAAAGAAUGUUGUAACAGAGUGACCGAUUAUGCAGUAGUGGACAUUGAAGAUGUUAAAAGAGACCCAAACCUUAGAAGGUCUGGAUCUGUAACUUCCCAGGUUCCCAUCCUUCCACCAAAACCUCGCUCAAUGUCCAUGUCUUCAGGGAGCAACCUACUCUCUCGUCCCCUACCUGUUCCUCCGCCUAUAUACGCCCACUCAUACGGCCUAAGUCACUACCCUGUACCGUCUUAUCCCAUUAGCAAAUCAGAGACUUCAGAUUCCUUGUUUAUGAGCAGCUGUUCAACCUCAAAGGUAAGCUUCGAUCAUCUGGGUUUCAAUCGGACACACCAAAGGCUGCCUCCGUCUCCGUCACAUUCUCCAUCCAUCCCUCCGUCCUCUGCCGGAAACUCCAAAUUUCCUCCACCGCAGAGUUGCCUUCCACCCCUCCCUCCUUACUACAGACCCCAAAUAGAUCCCUUCAACAGUUAUGCAGGUGAAACAUUCCCAAGACAAAAUAAUCCUGCGGUGCACUUAGAAAGAGACCCGUUAAGCUGUGACUAUUCUGAGAAGCAUACUGCUGACAGGAGCACGACGUGUUCCCAGUCAUCGCACAACUCCGCCUACAAGGACGAGUCUCCAGGAGGCAGAGAAUCGCCCUAUUCCAGAAUGUUUCACUCCGAUUCAAUUUCAGAAAUUGAGAGAAAGUCCUCCUCCAGCACAACAUACUCAGAAGAUGACUACAAUUCCCCCUUUGUAUCUCCAAGUAGACUCAGCAGUGGUACUAUCAUCGAGCACAUCAGCUUGGUCGAUGACCCAGAUCCUGCUACAGUGGAACUGUUCUCCAGAGGAAUGAAACGAACCCAAUCACGGCUUGACACAAUUCUUCCGGCUCUCUGGAAGGAGGAGGAUGCAGAGAUGCACCGUGAGCGUGUUGCAGCUGCUAAGAAGUCACCCAUACACCUGUUCCUGACGGAAAUCUCCAACGAACCUUCGGACGCCAACAUGGGGAACUCCUCAUGGGGCAGGGAUAAUGACAAGAACAGAAGCUUCAAAGGGAUGCGGCGCUCCCAGUCCCUUCUGACUGAGCUCGACUCAGCCACAAACGAGUGGGAUUCCAGUAAAAACACAGAAGAUGAUGGUGUUAAGAAGAGGGAUUUGUUCCUCACUGAGAUUGACACGGCACUCUCAGAUUGCGAAGACGUGUACGAUGGUGAUGGGGGCAUCCCGGUAUCCCGCUUUGGGACCACACCCUUUCCCUAUGCUCGUCCCGAAGACUUGUCCACCUAUGCUGAAUCAGAAGAUGUUUUCACACAAGGAAUGAAGACAUCCCAGUCUGUACUAUCUGAGAUAAACCCUGGGAACGUAGAGUCAAAAAAAGAAGACUUGAACAGAGAGGAGUUUCUAAAAGAGAUCCAAUCAGCUGAGACAUUUCUGACUGAGAUAAUAACAAGACAACAAAAACAGGAAGAAAGUCCAUCACCUGUAGCAAUAUCACCCGAAUACGAGUCUGUAGCUGUCGACCCAAUGUCCUCCCCGACGAUAAAAUUCGAAUCAUUACCUGCACCUUUAAGUGAUACAAAAGAAGCUAUUUAUGCCCAAGUUACCAAAAGAGCUAAAAGAAGUGAAAUAAAAGUUGCAGUGCGUCCAGAAAUGCCUGUUCUACAAAUAGCAUCAGAACUACAGAGUCUCAAAAAAGAGCCGAACGUAUCCACCGAUGUUCAUCUGACCAAAGAAGAUUCGGACUCUAAGCCAGAAAAGCCUGCUGACUUCCUUCCUUCAGGUGUUCUGCCUAAAUCUGGGCUUUUUAUGGAUCAGGCAUCUCCCGCAUUAACACAACGAACAGACGGUGAGAUGAUCAACAGUGUAAAGGAAGAACCUAUCCAUAAUGUUAGCGUAGAACUUCCCAGACCGUGUAGAGUACAGUGCUCGUCACCGGGCAUAUCAGAAACUAGCCCUAAAAGUAUCUUGACUGAUGAAUAUGAGAGUGUUGGUAAGGGAAUCCAUGUGCAGGAUCCACUGGUAUUCAGAGCAGAAGCAAGCGAUGGUUCAUUUAAAUGUUCAGAACAAAUCCUUGGUAUAAAAGAGUCUAUGUAUGUAGAUAUAGCUGAACCUGCCAGUUUAUUAGAUACCACAGCUUCCAAAGCUAAACAAGAUUCUGGUCAAGUUAUUCCAAGUUGUAAAAACCAGGACUCUCCUCAGGUCUCCCAAAAGGAUCCAAUGUUUACUACUAACGAGCAAGUUAUUUUGACCGAGAUAGAUUUCGGUAUAAGCACCAGACACGAUGCUAAAGAAGCAGACGAGUGCAUCAGUACAACAGACUCUAUGUUAUCGCUCGGCGAAGCAAGCACCGACGUGUUACCUCUGUCCUUCGCAAGGGAACCAAACUCUGAACAAUCCCUGUCUACUAUUACACCCACAGACUCCACAAUGUCACCUCUUACCUCUAGCUCUAUGGAGUGCCUCACCCCUGGAGACACAUGGCUUAGUGGUGGAGGCACUGGGUGGAGGAUCUUGGGUACCGAAACCCCUUAUCGAGAUUCUGCCUACUUUUCAGACAGUGACUGGGAUGGUGGGGAAGGUUUGUCCAGAAGAGGUUCUGAUGGAUUGGUUUCUUCUCGCCCAGGCAGCGGUCGAGCAGGCGAGAGAGGAACGCUGAUGGGAAUUGAAGAAAAGACUGAGGCGGAGGAGGAUGUUCAGGAUGGAAAAGUGGUGAAAAUUUCAUUUGAUGUGGGUUCAGUGAAAAGCAUUGCUGAAACGGUCCCUAAACACGGUAUUGACGAUAGCUCGCUUUCAGAGUUUAAAUCUUCAAAGGUCUCAAAAACUGGAAACGAUGCUAUCGAUGAGUUGUUUCAUGCCGUUCAGGAGCCAACGCUAAAAGCGUUCCCUUGCACCGAUGCCUCCCAGUUUAAUUUUCAGAUAUCUUCUGUCACCGAAUUAAGUGAAGAAAAUGUGGGUCUAAACAUAGAAGUGCUCUCCAAAACAAUAGUACAACCGGUAGAAAAGCUCCACAAGGCAAAUAUUGUUGAAGAAUUUUUUGAAACUCAGGCUUACAUGAAAACAAAUAUGUAUGAAUCGACAUGCACUUCAGAAGGUGAAGAAAUUCAAAAGCGGUCCAGAGACCAUAAGCUGGAUAGACAAGACAGUGAUGCCAAUGAACUAGGCUUGAGAAACCUUACUUUUACUGACGAAAUGGAAGAACAAGCAAAGGCAAGGUCAGAAGCCGAACACCAUUUAACCGAAACUGAACUCUGCCUUUCGGCAAAGAAAUCUCCAAACACAGAAUGGGAGCAAGAAGGCCUAAGAGACAUUUCUCAGAAGGAAAGUUUUGACAACUUUGGGGAGGAUGCCUCAAAGAAGCUAAUUGGGAAAUCUGAAAAAACUUGCAAUGCUCUUGAAGAUACUGUUUCCACAAACAGCUGUCUGAAGGAAGCAGCUAUUUGUCCUCGACUCCAGCAAGACCAUCAUCAAAUCUGGACAGCAGAAAAUGACCAGUGGGCACCAACUGAAAACGACCAGUGGGCAUCACCUGAGAAGAACCCAUGGGUUUGCGCCGAAACCGAUAGUAGAUCACCUGAUAAAUAUGAUGCUUGGGAAUCAAGUAAAAAUGAGAACUGGCCAUCAUGUGACGAUGACCAGUGGGUAUCGGCUGAAAAUGACCAGUGGGCAUCGACCGAAAAUGGCCAAACAGCAUCAGCUAAGAGAGAAGAAAAAGAACUAGCUUCAGAAUUCUUUCCAGGUUUAGGACAAAACAAGUGCACCGAGGACGUGAUAUUUGGCACGAGCCAUGAAUUUUGGGAAGUAGAAAAUGAUGAACUAGCAGAGACUGAGCCUCAUCCCACCAUUACGGAGACACAUGAAAGUAUUUCCACUGAUGAAAAGCAACAACAUCUGGAACAUCAACCGACAUUUACCAGUUGGGUUGUGGAAGCUCUCGAAUCUCAACAAAGGAUAGACGUUCACCAGGAAGAAAACAACGAGAACCCUGACGUGGAAAACGGAGAACCAGAACAUGACGACUAUUUAAAAGUAGAAGUAGAUAAUCUGGAGAUCCCAGAGCAAGAGCUUCUCAUUCACUGUAAUGUGGUUGGAAUGAGAUGCUCCAGUGAUCGCAAGGUGAACGUCCAAAAUGAGGCAGAAGAUGAAUUUCCAGGAGGUGAAGGAAACCAAAUCUUUAGCAGCCUACAGAACAUUCUUGAUGUAAAGAGUGAGGCUGAAGAAACAAAACAACUACUUGCUGAAUCAGGAAUUUCUGAAGGCAUGCAGAAUCAGACCGAACCUAAGACCAAUCACAACAAUAACUGGGUCACGGAAACCUCUGAAACCGAUGAGGCCCAGGUCACGAAUAACAUCGUCAUUAAACCGCACAUAACUUCAGCAUGCCAAGAAGCAUACUUUAGCAAGGGUCCUAAAAUGAAUCACUGCCAAACAACAAACAGGCAGGAUAUAUUUCUUCAAAAAUACAGAUCAGAUUCUCAAUCUUGUCCCGUUCUCGCCGUCAACGCUGAUGCCAAACCUUGCACAAUCCACAGCAGCAAUGUUCAGUGCUGCUCUCCUGCCUUAAUGUCUAUGGAUAUAUCAGACUGUAAUGAUUCCCAGCAUGCAGAAGUGAGCGAUUGCCAAGGCCCAAACAAUUUCCCAAACACGGUGCACCAUAUAGAGAUCAAGUCUGGUCCAGCUGAUCAAUCCUGGAUGGACAUCACUAACCAUGAAGCUCUACUGGUCUUCUCUAACGAUGCCGAUUCCUUUAACCUAUCCACAGGUGAAUGCUCAACCAGCACCCACAGCAAGGGAAUUACUGCAAAUCUGGGACAAAAACCGUCACCGAUCGCUGAAAACCAGGCACAUCUGGUAUGCGAUUCCACAAAUGAUGAUGACAUGAGAAAUAGCAGAUCUCAAUCAGUGAUUUCGCAGAGCUCCUUGAACUCCAUCCCGGAAUUGCUAAUCUCAGAGUGGAAGGAUUUGGAGGAGGAACCUUUGGAGGACUUCGAAAAGCUUGAGAAAUUGUGCUGCAUUUCCGGAGACGAAGAUCUUCUAGGAGACCUCUUGUUAGGUAACUUGGAAUUACUAGAGUCCUUGAAGAAAAAUCAUCAGUCCCUGCCGAGCCCCAAGGAUGACCAGGAUCACGCUUUGAUUUCAGACAGCAAGACGAGAGUUGAGACGAGCAAGGAGGUUCACGGAAUCUUCGAAAUUCCCAUGGACAAAUCACAACGCUUGGAAGAAAACGAGUCUUUACUGGAAAAGAAGGAAGGUGUGAACAUCUCACCUGCACUUUCAUCAUGUCAAAUGAGCGAAGGUGCCAAAGGUCAGAGAAUGCUCUCACAAAUGCCCGCUACAAAUGGGCUAAUGAUGCAGGUUUGUGAAGAAAAACUGCAGUACUCCCUAAGUGAAAAUGUUCAGACCAACGUACUUUGGGGAUCUACCAUUACUGACAGCGUCAUUCUGCGUCCUUGGGCAGAAACCAGCGCCGACACUGACAGUGAUCCUGCCAACAAAGAAGCCUCAAUGGGAGCUGAGAGUAAAGACCAUGCACUCCCGUCUAGCCCAGUUUUGCCUAAAAGUAAAGAUGCUGGAGUGGAAAUGGGGACACAGAAAAUGACAGAGAAGGCUGAAGUCACACCUGAUCCACCUGCCGCUAACCAAGCCAUGAAAGCUAAACUGGCCCGCCUCUCCCUCUCUCUCCCCCCACUGCCUCUCUCGCUUCCUCUCUCUCCUGGUUCCAAAGGAUUCUGGGAAGGAGGGGAAAGCAGAAUCGCACGGAGACGGGGCUUCUCAACCGGAAGCGAUCCCGAAGAGGACGAGGAAGAGGACGAGCAGGCGGACGAGGUCUCUAGGAAGGUCAUCGUUGUCACGGAGACCGACGUGCACAAGCGAGUAGGACUACGUAGCUUGCUGAAAUCGCCGAAGGAACCUGUCGACAAAGACAACCGAGACCACGGAAGGAACGUUUCUUUUUUUGAUGAUGUCACUGUCUAUCUCUUUGAUCAGGAAACACCAACCAACGAACUGAGUUCCGGCUCUACCCCUACAAGUCCAUCUCCUCUCGGAAAGCCCGCCCAUUUUGAUGGACACGCUGUGCAGGAGCGAGUGGGCACAAAGCCAGCAAGAACAAAGAGCAUGCAAAGUCGAAAUCAGCACUGAGCUCAUCAGCAACGUCAGCAUCAUCGCGCUUCACCGUCAGUCCCGCUGAUGACCCUCAUUUAGUCUGACACACUUUGAUGCACACACACACACACACACACGCGCCCUAAGGAAAUAUGUAGCGCUCUAGAGUGACGUUCGUCACCAAGAGGUUAUUUUUUUUAAUUCAGACUCCUGUUUUUUUCGAGGCUGGAGAAAAAAAAUUUUCAGGAACUUGUGUCUAAUCUGAAACGGAGUUCACGGCUAUGCAAUAGGAGUCUCGUUACGGUCGUACCAGCUUCAGUGCUCUAUUUUCAUGGCUUCAUUAAAGUAAAUUUGUAUUCUGUAUUCAGAAGGGGAAGCACUUUUCUUCGACCAGUACCUGUCUGUCUGUGAGCUUCAAUAGAAGUGUAAGGCGUGUGCUGACCUUACAGGUUAUGAUACUACCACAGAAUCAAAAGACAACUGGAAAUAAGAGGAGAGAUAACGGUUCAGUUUAUGCAGAAGACUAUUUCCCCCACUGUGAAACAUAAUGGAUCCAUUUUUUUUUUUUUAAAUCAGAUAUAACAAUUUGAUUUUUCCACGUUAACUACUUCAGGACAUAAAACUAAAACGGCGAUCGGAGGAGACGACAGAUACCGACCGGGUCGGCGUGUAAAUGCUGUGCUACGCUGUCUGCUGAUAUUCACUACAAAACGAGUGUGUGACUAGAAAUGAAGUGGCGGCGGUGUUUCAUAAGAACAGCAUCGGUUAGUUAAACGACACGAUUUACCGUAGACCUGAUCCUCGGCACACGCCUGGCACUAAAUGUAAAUUUGUUCUCGUUGCAGUCGAGGCAAACCCGAAGCCUCUGUAUCUAACGGUUCAGUGCUCUUGUAGUCUUUGUACAAAUGAAUAGUGACAUACCGACGGUGUACAAACUCAUUUUAGGAUUUAUUUCUCCUUUAUUCUUAGAUUGCACGCAAGAAGAAGAAAAAAGAAAAAGAAAAAAAAUACUGCUACUGACUGAGUUUUGUUUUAUACAAUGUUUUCAGUUGCAAAAUGUUAUUUAUUUACUUGAUUAUUUAUUUACUUACUUACUUGUUUGUUUGUUUGUUUAUUUAUUAUUAUUUAUUACAUCUACCCUGACCCUGACUUGCACAUUUACUUUGUCUCGGAUGUUAUGCAUUAUUUUAUUCAGGUGCUCCACACGUCACAAGCCCGAUUAUUCCACCUCCAUAAGCUUUGCAAUAUUUUACAUUAUUUACCUACAUAUUUACCUAGAUGUUAGUCUCUAUGGAAUUUGUCACUUUAGCGUGUCUGUUUGUAAAUGUUAUUUUGAAGUGUGUUUGACACAUUUUUUUUUUGUUUACAUUAUUUACAUUUGAUAGCAACACGAAAAAAAAAAAGUUGAAAAGCACGGCGGUUAGUUAGCGACACGCUGAUUCAUAUUUAAUUUAAUAAAUCAGUGUCAGAGGUUAAAAAAAACAAC